Messenger RNA from Sinocyclocheilus anshuiensis, 2363 nucleotides. RefSeq names its product integral membrane protein 2Bb (gene itm2bb). Gene Ontology annotation, cellular component: plasma membrane; Golgi apparatus; extracellular exosome. The transcript has 5 exons. Lineage: Eukaryota; Metazoa; Chordata; Actinopteri; Cypriniformes; Cyprinidae. The record is from RefSeq and is a predicted model, not a curated record. The coding region runs from base 1029 to 1724 and encodes 231 amino acids. Gene Ontology annotation, biological process: negative regulation of amyloid precursor protein biosynthetic process. Gene Ontology annotation, molecular function: amyloid-beta binding.
CGGUACCCUUAAAAGUACCAAGUUCGGUACCCAACCCUACUGGGGACCCAUGAGUGCUCCUCUGUGCCAUAACCUUCCCAAUUGACCAGAUACUAUACUAUACAAUACACAUACUACAACCAUCCACUACAGUGCUGGGAGUUCAGGAUCUCUCUCACUCUGUACAUGGCUCCGUCUUCCAGGGUUAGCUGGGCCAGGCUCUGUGGAGACAGAAACAGGUGGAUGAUAUGGUUUAUGGAGUGACACAUGGAAUGUUGAAUGGAUUCUGUAGUGUGCAGGAAGGUGCAGUUGAUAAGCGACUGGGUAGAUCUGUCAGGUGAUGGUGAAGGGGCCAAUGUAUCUGGAAAUAAGCUUCUUGCAUGGCACUCACAUCCUAAUGUCUUUGGUGGACAGCCAAACCUGUCCAGGCUGGAAAGUUGGAGUUCUGUCCAUUGGAUGUCCGCCUGGAUCCAUUGGUGGUGCACUGCCACUGUGAGUGAAUGUCCCAUUCCCUUUCGGUCUCUCAGAACCACAAGUCAACAGAUGGGACAAGUGAUGGUUUCCCAGACCACUGGAACAAAGGAGGCUAGUAACCGAGCAUGCACCGUAAGAGAGUGAGUCCAAUGGCAGACUGAUAAAGGGAACUGGAGCCUAGGAACUGGUUCCAAGAGUUCUGGUAGCCAUGGCAGAAGGUUCGUAGGAUAGGUCCAGUCUCCUGGAUCUCUCUCCCCAUCUGCCCAUUCGAUUGGGGAUGGUAUUCAGAUGAGAGGCUCAGUGUCACACCUAGGAGGGUGAAGAAAGCUUUCCAUACCUUUGCAAUAAACUGGGGACCCCAGUCUGAUACUAUCUCUUUAGGAAUCCAGAAAACAUGAAAGACACGAUUGAAGACGAGUUCUGCAGUUUGCAUUGCAGUGGGAAUCUGUUUGAGAGGAAGCAGAUCACAUGAUUUAUAAAGUCGAUCAAUGACAACAAGAAUGCAUGUGUUACCAUCAGAGGAGGCCAGGUCUUUGAUGAAGUCCACUCCUAGGUGUGACCACGGGCGAUUGUGAAUGGCAGCAGAUGGAGCUUGCCUGUUGGUAGAUGGCUUGGGCUCUUUGAGAUGGCACAGUCAGAGCAGCCUUGAAAGAACCUUCUCACGUCCCUGGCCAUGUGGAGCAGAUGAUAGGAAGGAUACACACACCUCUUUGCAAUUGGAGGAGCAGGUGUUCGUCUGUGGGUUGAAGUACUUUGAGGAAGACUAUGAGUUUGAUGAGGAGGUGGAGGUUGAGGCGCCGCUGAGGCUGAUUGAAGAGAAUGUGAGUUUUUUCGAAGACGAUGAAGUGGAGCUCAUCAAAGUAGCAGUCCCUGAGUUCGCAGACGGCGAUCCAGCUGGCAUCCUGCAUGACUUCACCAUGAAACUGACUGCUUACCUCGACCUGAAUCUGGACAAAUGCUACAUCAUCAACCUGAACACAUCUAUUGUCAUGCCGCCCAGAGAUUUCCAGGAGUUCCUGGUCAACAUCAAGGCAGGAAUGUAUCUUCCUCAGACAUACCUUGUGCGAGAGGAGAUGAUGAUUACAGAGAGGCUGGACAGCACCAGUGAUCUGGGCUAUUACAUCAAUAAACUGUGCAAAGACAAAGACACGUACAGACUGCAGCGCAGAGAAACCAUACUGGGUAUGCAGAAGCGUGAGGCUCUGAACUGCCAUACGAUCCGCCAUUUUGAAAACAAGUUUGUUGUGGAGACUUUGAUCUGCGAGCCAUGAAGAACAUGAACCCAUGAUCUACAGCUCUUCCUUUCAUUCAGUGAAAAUAAUUUCUUUUGUGCCUGCUUGUUUUUUCAUAGGCCUUUUUUUCACAUAUAUUUUUUUUAAAUCUAGAAUGUGAAAUUGUUUUUUUUCUGCACAAAGAGGUAUAUUAUAUUUGAGUGUACAUGUAAUGAGUGUCUUAUGCUAUUUUAUGAAUAUUAGGCCUAAUAAAGGGACAUAUUGUGCACAAGAACAAAAAGGGAUUAACAAUGAUUUUAGCCUAUAUAGAAGCCCAAUCAGUUUAGACAGCAAGUAAUUUAAUAAUUAAGAGUUUAUUCCAUGAGCUUGCUGAAAAAGUAUGAUUUUUUUUGUCUUUAAAAAGUGUUUCUGUUGUAUUCAACAUUUGCAACAUCUACUGUAUUUCAAUUUGAUCCUGUUCAAAGGUUUCAGCAAAUUAGUGUAUAAUCUGGAUCACAAUGUUGCAGCGUCACAAUUUGAAGUAUUCUUGAAUUUGCGUUUAAUUUGUAGAUCUAUUUCGAAUUACCAUACAAACAGAACACUUCCUUUAAAAUGUUCCUAUCUGAAAUGACUUUUUGUUCUUUGCUAAUUUGUAUAUAAGCUAAACACUCUUCUGUCUUUAGGCACAAGCUCCAUAUA